UGUGGUAGGAUGUCCCAACUGCCUCAGCACAGCGAUAAACUAAACCGCUCUUUACUGGCACAGAGCAGUGAACUGCGAACGGAGGCAGUCGUAUUCGCUGCGCAAAGCUGGCUGAGUCAAACGCAAGUAGCCUCCUAGUACUGUAGUGUAGCUCCGGUCAUUUGGCAGCCGGUGCGACCUGACUGAAAAGACACGGUCCCAGUCACGACUACCGGUGUCCGGAAGGAAAUAACGGACGGCAAGGGGACCUGAUAUCGGGAAUUAAUUAGCAAAAUAGCGACACGUGGAGCAACAGAAUAAGGAGAGAAAGAAAGACAUCCCGGCAGAAAGAAAAGAAAAGAACAAGACGCAAAGGCUCCCCGUCUGUCGAGUCCGAAGAGGCGCCCCUGGUUGCCGCCUGUACAGGUCACCUCAAGCGUGACGGCGCGGCACAAUGGAGGCUUGACCCGCUGUCCCCGAGACAGCUAUCAGAAAGCAAAUAUUUAAACUCAUUAUACCUCUGGCUCCCAGAGCGGCUUACGCUGGGGCCUACGACGGAAGGAGAGAGAGAGAGAGAGAGAGAGAGAGAGAGAGAGAGAGCGAGAGAGGAAGGAAGGAAGAAAAAAAGAGGGGGGGGCAGAGGAGAAAAAAAGAGAGCAAACACAUUGAGGGUGAACUCGGGCGGCUAUUUCUGCCACGCUGUGGGCAGAGGAACGUCUCAUUUGGGAGCGCUCUUGGACUGCAGCUAAAGGAUUUCCCUGUGCCCUGCCUGUUUAUCCAAAUGCCUGUCUAAAUACUGGAUGGAGAUAUCAGUUUUGUAGCCGCUCCAAAAAGGCGCCCCGACAAAAAGAGUCUAACUAUAGCACAGCCUGAAGCUUCAGCGGCCCCCCCUCCUCUUGAGCCCCCACAGGAGAGAAAGAAAGAAAAAAAGCAACAAAAAAGAAAAACACAAACAAAGUUAAAGGAGAUUAGCUGUUUGUUGUGCGAUAGCUUUCAGAUCUUAAACUGAGAAGUCUCACCAACAUCAAACGCAAACGAUCAGAUAAUCUUCCGGAAUAAUCCGCCCCGGCUGUCAUCUAGAGACUUCAUCUCCUGUGAGGCGAGGCUGUUUUUUGGGGGAGGACGACUGCUCUCUUUCGGCUGCUGCCUGCUUUGAUGCAUUUGCCCAUCGGGGUGGAGCAGGAUGAAGCCCCUGACCCCCAUCGGCUCCCCGUCCCCCCUGCGCCUCCUCAACAAGGGCCCGGACUACCUGCGCUGGCAGAUGGACACGGGCAACCGCGGCCGGUCGGUCAGCGCCGUGGAGCGGCUGGAGGCGGACAAGGCCAAGUACGUCAAGAGCCAGCAGGUCAUUAACACCAAGCAGGAGCCGGCACUGGUGCCGUGCGCCACCCCUCCGCCCCCUCCGCGCCGCCCGCUGGCCGUGUCGGCCUGCUCCACGCCGCGUCUGGCCCACCGCUGGCCCCAGAACGGCUUCUACCCGACCUUCUCCACGCCGCUCUCGCCGCGGGACGACAGCGAGGACGACUCCAGGAAGGAGAACCGCCAAGGACGAGACGACGACGACGAUGAUGAUGAUGAUGAUGAUGACGAUGAGGUGGAGGUGCCCGUGAGGAAGAGCGUGGAGGAGCGGAACCGCAACAACGCCAAGCGCGUGCUCAUGCCGUCCCCGCGGAUGCCCAUGGUGGUGUCCGUGCCGCUCGUGGCGCCCCACAGCGCCCCCGUCCUGCGCCGGAGCACCGGCAAGCGCAUGCUGCGGCCCGACUCGCUCGUCAUCUACCGGCAGAAGAAGGAGUGCAAGUCGCCCACGGUGACCGUCGCCGGGGGCAACAACGGCAGCGCCGCCGCGGAGACCAAAGGCUACAGCUUCGUGCGGCGGCUCUUCCAGGGCUCCAUGCGGGAGAAGAGCGGCGGCGGCGACAAGAUGACCAUCAGCGAGGAGAAGGCGCCGUCCAGGGACGGAGACUCGCGCAUGUCCUGGUCCAACGACAAGAACUCGGUGGACGGCGGGACCGGCGGCAACGAGACGCGGCGCUCCAGCCGCUCCGACCGGGCGCGCUCGGUGGAGUCCGACAACGGGAACGUCGCCAGGAAGCUCAACGGAGCGCUCAACGGCACGGCGAGCGACCACUCGAACAACAACACCACCGGCACGUUCAACACCACCACCACCGCCACGACUACGGACGACGACAUGGACCCCUGGAAGCCGGUGGUUCCGGUCGUGGCCCUGCGGACGGGCCUGCGGCGCUCCAAGUCGGAGCUGCGGCUGCGCUCGUCCUCGCUGGCGCUGUCCGAGCAGGAGCGCUUCUUCGACUUCUGCGGCCUGGGCCUGGACAUGGUGGAGUGGCUGGGCCCCGAGAACUUCCUGUCGGGCGCCAGCUCCAUCGACACGCUCUCGCUCAUCCUGCGCAGCGUGGGCGGCACCGGCGGGGGCGGAUCGGAGCCCAGCGAGUUCUCGCGCCACUCAGGCGAGGUUGGCCUGUUCCAGGAGGAGCUGGCCGAGCAGCUGCCCACCGGCGUGUCCAUCAUCGAGCGCAACGCGCGGGUCAUCAAGUGGCUCUACGGCUGCAAGAACGCGCAGAAGGAGGGGCCCAAAGAGUCCACCGUGUAGCCACACUGACCGGUCCACUGACCCCAGCACAGUGGGCAAGGGGCUGAAGGACUAAAAGCCCCCAAAUGGCAGAGCUGUUGCGCCAUAACAGAAGUACUUCUGACAGAUCGAUAUGCUGUAUUUAUUUCUUUCGAGAAUAUGUGAGAGACUGUUAAGUCCUGUGAAUGCACCCAACCCUUCACCCUUUUUUGCAACAUACUGAAACCUGCCCUCCUCCUGAAGAUAUGAUUUUAGGAUGAUGCAUUUUUUACUGGUCGCCUGUUUCAAACAUCUCUCUUCUGUGUUAUGCUAAAAAAAAAAAACUGUUUGUCAUUUACUCUCGACUCUGUGAUACUAGGUCAUGUUGUAAUGUGUGUUACUGCACCAACUGUGUUGUAUGGUUAACAUGCCACUGCAUCCUGUGUCUUUGCAAGUUAAUAAUUCAGAACAGACAAAAAAAAAAAACAGUGAGUUUUAUUUCCCCCUGACCAGAAGAAGUGAUGUGAGUAUUAAGUGAACCGUGUGUACCUCAUUCCCCCCACUGUCCCAGAUUACUAUGGGUUGUGCGUGUGUGUGUGUGUGUGUUCAUAUUUUUUUCCUUCCUUAAACGCAGGCGUUGGAACAAACAUGCAAUGCACCCCUAUGGGGGCUGAAAAGCACUGAACUGGAGUGAAAAGGAGAGAGAGAGCGAGAGAGCAAGAGAGAGAGAGAGAAGAUAGAGAAAUAACAUAGACCUACGAUCUCUUAAAUUUACUGUGCAUAAAGAAUACUGUGCCUGAUAAACCAAGAGUACAAUCUCAUAAUAUUCAAACUCACUCAACAGGCUCAGAUCAAGCUUAGCUGAACCAAACAUGCACCACUGCACAUUGUGCUGACUGAAAUGCUCUAUAGUUACAAAUCCAUAGAAACAGAGUGUAUUGUGUCUGUUUCUAUGCGGAGAUCUCUCCAUGUCACGGAAUAUUUCCAGCAAUACCAGAUAACUCAUAGACUAGAUCACUUGUUACUGUUACAGUCAGUAUGUGUCACUUUUCCAAGAAAACAAAGCAAUAAUCAUCAAAUACUCUUCACUCCGCGCACAGCUCCAGACUCUGUAGCAUGAUGAGGCGGCUAGUGAGCUUUAUUCCCCACUCAGCCGAAUAGUGUUAGGGUGUCUGACACGGCAUGAAUGACACUCACAUCAAGGCACACUCCCACAGGGCCCACAGCACUCCGCCAAUGUGUCAGACUGUGAGCUGUCUCUCCGCCUUACAACGUGCAGGGAGAGCGCUAAGGGCCCUUUUAAUCAACACCCCCACUCGCACACACACAUACGCACACACACACACACACACACACACACUCUCACACAUACACCCCCACUCUCACACAUACAGACACACGCACACUCUCACAUACACACGCACUUUCACACAUACACAUACACUCUCACACACACUCUCACACACACACACACACACACACACACACACACACCUUACCUAAUGCCCUCAGUCAGUCAUUCACACUUUAGUUAAAAGCAGUGUGUAGGCCAGGGGUCAUAGCAGACCCACUGAAAACUGGACAGGAGAAUUACAGCAGUGUGCGUGCAGGUCACUAUAAAGCAUGUGACCUGUAUGGAAAUUCUGACAUCCCCACAACUAUGAUAGAUGCCUUGUAUGACCUGCUCUAAAAGGGUUCUCUUCUCUAAAUCUGCUGGAACUGGUUUUUGAUCUGUUGGUUUUUGAUGCGGAUCUGUAUGCUGAAGGUCCGAAAGAAUGGCCGCCUGGCCACGGCCAAACUGGAAAUGCUAGAGAGCUGUUGUGUUUGCAUGUUUACAGGAGGGUGUGUGUAUAUAAUUCUGCAAAGAUUUUCUUUCUAUCUAUGAGAGGUUUAGAUUUUAUUCCAAAGAACAUUGUGUAUUAUUUACACACAAGGUCAACAUAAUAAAGUACUA
Messenger RNA from Sardina pilchardus (European sardine), 4502 nucleotides. It is a transcript of the gene fam110d, whose product is annotated as family with sequence similarity 110 member D. The transcript has 2 exons. The record is from RefSeq and is a predicted model, not a curated record. Lineage: Eukaryota; Metazoa; Chordata; Actinopteri; Clupeiformes; Clupeidae. Bases 1163 to 2590 code for a protein of 475 amino acids.